GCCCCCCCCUCUCUUGCUUUUAUUCUCUUCUCUGAAAUGGCGCUGGUUUGGCCAGUUUCCAUUUUACUUAUGAACUGAUUGUAGAGCCUCUAUCGCCUAAAAUAUUUAUUUCUUCCAUUCUCGCCUUAUUUUUUAAGUUAACUGAAGGAAAUUCGAAUAUGGAACCCGUAAUGGCGGGAGUUGUGGAUGGGAAGCAGUGCGAAAAUGUCGCAACAACAGAAGACGAAAGAUUGAAUGAGGUCAGUCAAGAGGAAACAACCAAAAGUUCAACUAAACUAAAUAGUGAUUCAUCGGCUAAGGACGAAGACGUUGUGAAUGAGGGCGAUACUGGUUGUUUAGCUGCUAAGGAUCCCAUUUCUUCCCAACAGGAUGAAAUCAAAGGUAAUUGCGACGAUAAAGUGAAAUUUUCAGAAAAUACUGAAAAAAGUGAUAAUGAAACGGAACAACAAAACAAAGAAAGUGGUAAGGAUACUACAGAAAAUUCUUGCACACAUGCAGGCCCUGAGAAGAUGACUCCUUCAGGAGUAUCACAUAAGUUUACUGAUGAAAAAUCCAAGGCGGAGUACUUAAAAAUUAAAUCUGAGGUCACAGGAGGGGCGGAGACUUCAGAGAGUGAGGGUGAAACAGACAAAACGCCAGAGCACCAUGGAAGUCACCACUCCCCUGAUGCUGAGACACGUGCUGAGUAUCGUAAGAUUAAAUUCGAGGUGACAGGGGAGGCGGAGACAUCAGAGAGUGACGAUGGUGAUAACAGUGCCAUGCCAGGCUUGAUUGAUGACACGAAGUCAGUUAGUCAGGUGCAAGUGUAUGAGAAAAGCAAGGAGGUUAACGAGGAGGAGUGGACAGACAUUCUUGGGAAUGGUUUACUUAAAAAGAAGGUGUUGCGUGCUGGGAAAGGGCGUGACACCAGGCCAGACAGGGGCCAGGUAGUGAUGUUACGCACGGCAGGUCACCUGGAUGAUGGUACUGGUGCUGACUGGAAUCAGUGCUUGCAGUUUAUCCUGGGAGAUGGCGAGGUCAUACAAGCGUUUGACCUUGCUGUGGCUUUGAUGGAGGUUGAGGAGGUCUGUGAGCUAGUGACAGAUCCCAAGUAUGCCUAUGGAGAGUUUGGAAGAAAAGAGUGCACACCCCCUGUGCCGCCAAAUGCAAAGAUCACAUAUGAACUUGAACUGAUGGCUGUUUCUGAUGGACCGGAUCUUGAGCUCAUGGAAGAUGAGGAGAGAAUCAAGAUAGGUGACAAAAAGAGGGAGUUGGGCAAUGAAUUAUACACCCAGGGUGACUACUCUGCCGCCAUCAAUAGCUAUCAGAGAGCACUCAAAUAUUUAUCACCUUCUACCUCUGAGAAUGUUCAAAGUGUCAAAGUAAAGUGCUGGAAUAACCUUGCGGCUGCACAACUCAAGAUUGAGGCCUACAAUGCUGCCCUAAUCUCAUGCAUGCAAGUCCUACAGAUUGAUCCAGACAAUGUCAAGGCCUUGUUUAGAAAAGGAAAGGUUCUUGCUUCAAAGGGUGAGCUAUCCGAGGCCCUCCCACUUAUAAAGAAAGCAAAUCAACUGGACCCCAACAACAAGACCAUCAGGGCAGAGCUACGAAGUCUACGUAAAAGAAAGUCCAUCCAGGACGAGAAAGAGCGCAGCAUGUACCAGAGAAUGGUUGGGGGCAUGGGGAAGACGGAAGAAUCCAAAGAUAGCAGAGGGUUGAUGGCCUGGUCCUUGGUGCUGGGGGCGACUGUCGCUGCAUUGAGCGGAAUCCUGGCCGCUAUCUACUUUGCCAGACAUUAAUCAUGUACAGGCGCUUUCUAAACUUUUAAUAGGAGAAUUAUUAUGUGUGUGGUAGAGGUACACACUGCUUAGACGCCUAAGCCAGGCGCAUAGCCAGAACUGGCUGAGGGGGCUGCACAAGCACAGAUGUCAUAUAGAUAGGAAAGUAUUUGACGUUUUAUCGAUAAGAAAUGACUGCUUUUUGGCAAAGGGUGCAUGCCCCCCUUGAGACCCGCUAGCUAAGCGCCUGGGCUGAAUUCCAGAUGAUUGAAUUUGAGCUUUGGCAUAACUGUAAAAUGAACAGAAAGUUUUAAAAAAAUGCAAUUGUUUGGCUGUUAACCAACACAGACGUUUCAAAGCCUAGCUUUCCCGCUCAAAUUAAAUUAUCUUGUAUUGGGUGGUAUUGGAUGAAAUUCUCCGAAUAUCGACAAAAUUAAAUAUAAACUUACAAUAUAACUUCUAGUGUUGUGAUUUUUACGUAUAAAUACGUUUUUUAAUAUCAGCAACGUUUAAGACAUUAAAAAUCACAACAAGAAGGCAUAUUGUAAUAGAAUGGUUUUCAAAAACCCGCGAAAUACUUUUUAGUUUAUUUGGUACUAAUACACUGUAUUGUCUUUGUUGUAUUUUCUUCUAUCCUGACUAUUACACUUCUACAAUUACAUUAUUUUGUUGCACGGGACUUUGAAAACCACUCUAACAAACACUGUUAUUUCUUAUCGGUUUUUAUAUUGCCUGGUUCACAUAGGUCUGAUGUAGAAGUGUUCCUGAACGACUUGACCCAGGCCCAUAAGAAUUAUUACGCAAACAGCUGCAACCACUUUUUGCAUCAAAUAUGUAAGGUAAAAAGGUCAUUUACAGUAGCUACUAUUGCUAGUGUCGAAAGAAUACGAUGUAAAUUUCAAAUCGGGCGUAUAAAAUUAUAAAGUAGCACAAAAAAUAAAAUCUUUUUAAGAGCGUAGCCAGGGGGGCCAGCCCCCCCCCUUCCAACAGCCAAAAAUACAGUAAAUGUAUGAUACAUUAUUUAAGAUAAAGGAGAAUAUGUCUUUUAACAGCCUUUUUAGCCUGCUUGCAGGCGGUACUCGGUGUUAUCAUCGCGGAAAACCCUCUCCGUUCGAUGAUCGAGCGCCAUCUUGCAUUCUAAGCCGCGUGGUUCCUGGGGCGAGCGCAACGCUCGAGAAAGGGUUUUCUGCGAUAACAACACCGAGUACCGCCUGCAAGCAGGCUACAGCCUUUUGGGCCCCAUUCUUUUAAAGAUCCAGGCUACGCCCUUGCUUGCACUUCCUGUUGUGCAGAGCUCUAUCUCUGUAAAUGCUGUAUUUUUAUUUUGAAUAGAAGCCUUUUGGGAGAUAAUUCGUAAA
Molecule: messenger RNA, 3115 nt
Organism: Nematostella vectensis (starlet sea anemone)
Lineage: Eukaryota; Metazoa; Cnidaria; Anthozoa; Actiniaria; Edwardsiidae
Product: peptidyl-prolyl cis-trans isomerase FKBP8
Exons: 10
Coding region: 159-1778 (539 amino acids)
Molecular function (GO): peptidyl-prolyl cis-trans isomerase activity; protein binding
Source: RefSeq, a predicted model, not a curated record